AUGGCAAAGGCGACAACGCCGCCUCCAAGCUACGAGGCCGUGUCCGCCGCUCCUCCUCAUCCUCCACAUCCUCCACAUCCUUCACAACACCCUCAUCCUCCUCCGCCUCCCAUCUCCGUCGCGACGCCGGGCCUCUCCAAACGCCGUCCCGCCUCGUCUCCCUCGUCCCCGACCUCGUCCAGAUCCUGGCCAUCGUCGUCCAACCCCUGGUCAUCGCCCACCAAGUCUUGGUCAUCAUCAUCAUGCCCACCUCCGCCCGCGCCUGUCCUGCGACGUAACGUCUCGUCUUCUAGCCUCUCGUCCGGACGGCCUUCCGAACUGACGCCUCUGACCACCAAUGGUCCCCUGACCUCGACCUCAUCCUCCUCUACUGCUCGCAUGCGCUCCGCCUCCCUCUCCGUCGCCAGAACCGAAAAGCCUCCCAUACCGUCUAUGCUGCAGCCCCGCGUCGCCGUCGUGCUCAACGUGCCUCAACCAUGGCAUCCCUGGCUCUUCGCCUUGCGACUUUGCUCGAUCCUGCCGGCUCUGUGGUGGGGGUUACCCUCGCUACUACGCUUGCUGCUUCACUUCUUGCCAGGCCCGCCUGAUCAGUUCAUGCUAGUCAAACAAAUUGCCAUCUCGGGCAGCAAUAUGGAUGCUCUCCAGACAUCUCUCUUGUCCUCGUGCACGCGCGAGGAAGGUGAAGCAGCAGCGGCGGCGGCGGCGGCAGUCUUGGCGGCACCCUACCCCAUUACCGAGACAGCCUUGGCUACAAUAUGGUGCUUUGCCUGCGGCUACCUCGCUUUUUUCUUCACCGACUGCCUCAUGUCUCGAUGGCUCAUCAAUUAUACCCCUCAUGCCACCUUGGUUCGCCUUGCAUCUAUCAACGCCGUCAAUGCCUACCUUACCCUCACCGUGCUAUCCCUUACGGGGGGAUUUCAAGAUCCGCGACUGCUCCUCCCCGGCUGGGUCAGCAUAGCAACUUCCCUCACCAUUUGCUACCACGUCACGCAUUCCAAAAUCAACAUUCGAAAAGAAACAAUCACCUCGGUCAACGUCUUCUCCAUAGCUAGCUACAUCACUAUGGUUGUGUUGUUAGCUCACAUGCAGUGGUACAAGCCCGACUACCCCACCAUGCCCAUUGUAUCGAAGGGCAGCCGCCUCUGGCAAAACGGCAAACGCCUCUUGGCCAACGUCAAGGCGCUGAUUAACGAACACGCCCAACAGUAA
Trichoderma breve is the source of this 1209-nucleotide messenger RNA. RefSeq names its product n-glycosylation protein domain-containing protein. Gene Ontology annotation, cellular component: endoplasmic reticulum membrane. NCBI's taxonomy places the organism in Eukaryota, Fungi, Ascomycota, Sordariomycetes, Hypocreales, Hypocreaceae. Gene Ontology annotation, biological process: protein N-linked glycosylation; cellular response to oxidative stress. The transcript is spliced from 4 exons. The record is from RefSeq and is a predicted model, not a curated record. Bases 1 to 1209 code for a protein of 402 amino acids.